AUGCCCGGCUCAGCCAUUCUCACGCUCUUUUCCUCCUGUCUGUUUUCUUGCGCCCUUGCCGGCAUCGAGCCACAGCAAGCCGUUUGGACUUCCGCGCCGAUAGGUCCAGACGGGCCAUGGAACGCCGUCGAGGUGUCCCUUGGCGGCCAGGCGAACAUUGGUCUAUUUCCAGGGCGCCUGUGGAGCACGUUCGUCACUACCACGGACUACUGCGCGGUCAACAGCACGAUCCCCCACUGCGGGUCGGGCACUUAUGACAAGGACAAUGCCAUUCCCGACGCUGCCACCGGGACCGCCUUGACUGUACAAUGGCAGCCGGACGAUCAGCAGCUGAGCGAGGGGAUCGAGGUUCUUGGGACCGCUCCGAUGCGCCUUGAUUCCAUCGACUUGCACUUCGGGCUCGGCGCCAUCAAUAACCACUCGCUUGCUCUCAUCGAAAACGAUUCUCAGAUGUACGAGUACCCGGGCGGAACGCGGUACCCGAUCUUCACGGGCUGUCUCAGCCUGGGAGCCACCGAUCGGUAUCAAGUGUUCACAGGCGGCGAUGGCGGAACCACCAUCAACGCCACCAUGAUUCCAUGGUACCUCAAGGACCAAGGCAAGACCGCGUCUAGCUCCUUUGGCUUGCACAUCGGGUCCGCGGGACCGACCGCGACGAUGUCAGGGUCGCUUCUUUACGGAGGUUACGACCGCAACCGUGUGCUCGGCAACGUGCUCGCAUUUGACGGCGAUCUCUGGUCCUUCGUCCGCCUUCAAGACAUCGGCAUCCGCGUCAUUGACGGCGUCUCCCCCUUUACCGCUUCCUCCUCCGGUUCCGGCGCGAUCAGCGACAACAUCGCAGGCCUCCUCGCGCAGGGCAACUCCUCCAUCACCUCGGCCGGCCUGUCCGUCCUCAUCGACCCCUGUACCCCCUACCUGACGCUUCCCAAAUCCACCUGCGACGCCAUCGCCUCCCACCUCCCCGUCUCGUACAACUCCUCCCUCGGCCUCUACCUGUGGAACACCUCGGCCCCGCACUACAGCCGCAUCGUCGCCUCGGCCUCGGCCCUCACCUUCACCUUCAUGGGCGAGAGCAACACCCAAACCGGCACCAUCAACGUGCCCUUCCGCCACCUCAACCUCACCCUCUCCCCGCCCUUCACCGACACCCCGGUCCCUUACUUUCCCUGCUUCACGGGCGGCACGGGCCAGCCCGUCCUGGGGCGCGCCUUCCUGCAAGACGCCUUCCUGGGCGCCAACUGGGAGCAGAAGAAGGUGUUUCUGGCGCAGGCGCCGGGGCCCAACAUCCCCUCGGGCGUCGACGCCGUCAACGUGCAGCCGGGCGACGUCACGGUCGCGGCGAGCAGCAACGACUGGAAGAAGUCGUGGGAGGGCUUCUGGACGGCUCUGAGUGCCGACCAGGCCGAUGGCAAUGCGCCCGUUAGUGGGGGGAGCGGCAGCGGCAGCGGCAGCAGCAAUGGGGCGGCGUCAUCUGCGGGAGUAGCAGGUCUGUCCACGGCAGCCGUGGCGGGGAUUGCGGUUGGAGCGGCCGUGGGCGGGAUGGCGGUCGUCGGGGCGGCCGUGCUGUUCUGGCGCCGCCGGCGAAAACUGGUUGGACAGGCGGCUCCGGAGGCAGCACCGCAGCCGCCCCCAGCGCCGCCGUACUAUGACACAAAAGACGCUUUCAGUGGCUGGAUGGUUGAGGCACCCGACAAUACUCGCAAGGUCCACGAGAUGCCGCCGCCGGAGAGGGUCUACGAGAUGAUGGGGGAUCAACCUGAUGGGCCCGUGGGCUGGGGGGCCGGAGUGGCGCGGUAG
This is a messenger RNA of Thermothielavioides terrestris NRRL 8126, 1797 nucleotides long. RefSeq lists its product as uncharacterized. The record is from RefSeq and is a predicted model, not a curated record. Lineage: Eukaryota; Fungi; Ascomycota; Sordariomycetes; Sordariales; Chaetomiaceae. Bases 1 to 1797 code for a protein of 598 amino acids. The transcript is spliced from 2 exons.